AUGCCUAUGCAAUGUGAAUUCACUGACUUGGCAAAACUUAUUUGCUUUAUUAGCGGUGAAGAGUUUAUUCUCGCGCGCAGUAGCCUAUCGGAUCCGGCCCUUGCUUACCAAAGCAUUGGACCGGGUUCGAGUCCGGCGUACACCAAUGAAUAUUUUCAAUAUUUAAGAGUAUUAUUCUGCUCAGCCCAAGAAAUAAAACGAGUUCCAAUCUCAAAAAGUUUACCCCCUAUAGUAGUCGCUCAUGACCUUAGUAGUUUAUGCGACUUUAAACAAAUUAAGAAAAAAAAAAAAAUGUACACGGAAAAAACGACAUUUAACUGGUUUCCAUGUUGUACGGAUCCUAGUUCCAUCUAUAAUGGAACUAGGAUCCGUACAACAUGGAAACCAGUUAAAUGUCGUUUUUUCCGUGAGUCGGACAGAAAAAGUUUUAAUUUCAUUGACGUUAUUUCUGUAACUUUUUUAUUCGGUUUGCGAUUGGUCGCUUAUGGUUAUGGUGGGUUGAAGUUUUUAUGCAAAAAUUUCCGUCAUCCAGCCCAUCUGCAUCGACCUCAUGUCCGAAUCAUGAUGGAUGGAUGUAUAAGUUAUAAUUAUUACGAACGCGAAAAUCGUGGCUCGAAAUUAAUAGUUGCAAUUGUCGAGAAUAAACGUCGUAUGUGUAUCAAGAUUACAAUUUUAAUUACCAACAAUUAA
Molecule: messenger RNA, 690 nt
Organism: Cotesia congregata
Lineage: Eukaryota; Metazoa; Arthropoda; Insecta; Hymenoptera; Braconidae
Source: the annotation of a GenBank genome assembly